UUAUCUUCUAAAUGAUGUCUAUUUCUAAAUUUUUUUGGAUGAUAAUAUUUUGGCUGAGGUGGAUAGUCUCAAAAGCCUUGAAUUUAGUCCCUUUUAUAUAGUAGGAUAUAUGUAUUACAUAGAGAUGCUAAAAAUCAAAUCUCUAUGGAUAAAAUAAAAAUCUAAACAACUUUCAUGGAAUCGGUGGUAAUUUUGUUGUUGUUUAUAUGGUCUUUGAACAAAUGUAGAUGUUUCUAAUAUUUAUUCAAUCUGGCAUCAGCAUCAGCCAAUAUCUUCUACUUGUAUUUUGCUUAAAUUUGGAUAUUUAGCUAACUAUAUGAUCUGAUCCGUAAAAAAAUGUGGAAAAAAAAAUCAAACUACAAAAGCUGUAUAUUAACCUCCUUUGUUGUUGGAAAAGAGGUAACCUGUUCUGAGUCAUUCUCAGAUUUGAAUUUCGGAACCUCCAACCAAAAUACAGAUUAUGAGUAAUUAAAGAGUCUCAACGUCCCGCAGUUUGACAACUCGUUUCUUAAUAGCUAGGAUAACACAUUUUAUAUAACACCCUAAACAAUAUGGGAUUUGUCCAGAUUAUUCAGGAUCUAGUAAAAUUAUAAUGAUCAAUCUAUUUACGUGUGAUGGAUACCAACAAAAAGAAUUCUAGUUUUCUGCAUAGUCUAGCGAACAUUUUGUAAUCUUGCUACAGUAGUGAAAGGACUAUCGAACAAAUAAACUAAGCAAUCAGGUAAUAACGAAUGGCAGAAAUAAAACUAAUAACACGGCUGCUCACAGUUUUAUAUUACAUAUUUAUAUAUGACUAUGAUAUAUGAAGAGUAAUCUAAACGUCUUGCGAAAUCAUCUGACAUUCUUGACUAAGACUUCAACUAAUUCAUUCGUUAACUUUGACCAUCUCAUUCUUUAACCAACCUUCGUCAUGAAACAUAAUAUAUUUAUAUGAACGAUUGUUAUAACAAUAAUCUUUGAUGACAAAAUUACAGAAAGCGAAGAACAAACCCAAUGUCAUAUCAAAUAAUAAAAUGUACAGCACCUUUAACUAAAGAGACCCAACCCUCUCUACAAACAUACUACAUCUCAGCAGCAAUGAGUUUAAAAUAUUACGGUGGAGUUAGGAAAAAAUACAGAAGAAGUUUCGUCCUUCAAUAGACUUACACGAGUAUUUUGUAAAUGCAGAUGAUGCAAAAAUGAAGAUCAUAAAGUAAAUAUCACACAAAGUUUGUUAAUUGGUUUAUUUUCUAUUCUUCGAGACUUCUUCCAUAUUUCAAAUUCAGAAAAAAAAAAAGCAAAUUGCAACCAAUUCGUAUUACAAGCAUAACCCUCUUGAAUCACCGCUCGGUUCUAUAACAUAAUAAGCUCUUCAAGACAAACUAUAUCUUGACAUAAAUUACCUUAGAGUUUAGAUUUUAUCAGGAUAACAUAACUAUAAACUAAAUUCCUCUAAGUCUCUGAAAAUAUGUUAUAUGUACUUCGUCAAAUACGUCAUCGAGUACGUCAACAACUUACAGACACCAAUGAUAUUAACGGCACGUCAACACCAACACUUGAUCACCACAAGCUCGAAGUAAUGGCACACUCCGUCAAACACAACAUCAACACCAACGCCACAACACUAAGACAAAGAAACACUUCAUCAGACACUACGAGAAUACUCAACAACACAAACACACAAUGAAAACUCUCUCCCCCUUUUAUUCUCUGAGUUUUGUCUUCCUCACAAGGGACAUUCAUCGUUAUAUAUUAAACCAUAAGCUUGCUCAAGUUAUGUUUCCAUUUAAGCAAACUUCAUUUUCUUGUAAAUGAACACUUCUUCUCCAAACAAAACCUUUUCGCUUAAUAGAAAUCGUCUAUUUUCCUUCAACCACAUAUUCUCUUCCUUUUCCAAGAUCUACAUAUGUAGGUAUUGGGGGAGGUCUAUAAUCUUCUUCGUGUCUAGGUUAAUUCAUACUUCCUCCACCUCUUUUUGGUUUAAAAUUCUCCAGCCAUCUGCUUCAAGCAAAUCAAGUUGAAGAGUAUUAAUCGGUGAUAUUCCCUUUCAGUUGAAAGUUUAGUAUUUUUCACCUUUCAAAUGUACCAUAAAUUUAGGCUAGAUAUUUGUAAGAUAUUUUGAACUAUUUUUAAUUUUUCAUUUUGUAAAUGAAAUUUUAUUUAUUUCAUUUUGACGUAUUAUGACCGUUUUCUUACUAUUAUUAAAACAGAUUAAUAAUUUUAAUCUUAUUGGAGCCGGGUUUCACCCUGCUCAAGACCUAGUUGGAGACCUCAACCCAGACGCAAUGGAGCCUCGCUCAAACAUCACUAAGACCCAAGCAGAAACGAUAGGUCCACGAAGGUCAAAGGCCCACCCCGAGAUGAAGGGUCUCGUACGCCGAACUCGGUGAUCACAGCAUAACGUAAAUGAAUCAACGCCAUUUAAGACAAUCAUAAAGACGCCUGAUCCACGCUAGAGAUCACGCCACCGUUAAGAUCCACACUCUGAGACCUAUAAAAAGGAGGACAAGCCAAGAAAGGGAUCCAGUCUUCUCUAUGGCUAAACGAUAGUCUCGUUCCAUUCAUAUUCUCUUGUUCUUAGACAUCCCGUUGUAUUCAUCGGCUACUUCAGACCUUAUCAUCAACAAAAUAUACAUUUUCCAGCUCAAGCUUUUUCUUUUAGAUUAGUUCUUAUAUGUGUUAUCAUAAGAAUGUACCAUAUUUGUGAGUAGAUUUUAGGAUCUCACAAAACUUCAAUGUUAAUUCGUCGUAACUGUUUCGACGAAUUAAAAGCAACUAUCGUUGUUAAUAUCCGUAUUUAUCAUCCAUACUGCCUUACGACGAACAAGUCAAUGAUGAUGUAACAACAAUUUUUUUGUUAUAAAUUCACGACAAAUUACGAUGAAUCUUAAUUUGACACACAUUUAGUGACGAAAUGUAUCGCUAAUUCGUCGUAAAUAUUCAUUUACGGAAAAUUAACAACAAAUAUGGUUGUUGCCUGUCGUAAAGCCCUUAUUUUCUUGUAGUGAAUAUUUAUGUGUCACAGCUUUAACCUCUAUAAAUUGUAGAUGGAUCUGUUUGAAUUACCGAUCAAAAACUGAAUAUCCAUUCAGGAGAUAAUGUUUUUUCCUGAGAAAGGACGUUAGUUUCACAUUUCAGAUGUUGGCCCACUAUAAAGCUAACUAAAAUCAUACCUUUAGUUAAGUUCCUAUUUAUUCAUAUCCAUUAUUAUCAUUAUUCUGUUAUAUUUUCCAUAAAUGCUUAAACGAUACAAUACUAUAGUUUUUUUAGUGAAAAUUUUUGGACUAUUUCUUGAGAUUUGUGUGUCAUCUUUGCACAGGAACCAUGCUAAUCUUCUUUAUAUCGUUCUAAUUUUAUCAGAUGUUCCUUUAGGACCUACAAUACUAUAGUUUCUUUAUUUGAUGUUUGGAGUCAAGUGCGAUACAAACAAAACAAUCAAAUUAUGUACGAAAUUACGAUUUGGAUCAACUCUUUUGAGCAUUACAAUCGUCCUUUGUAGUACCUACACAACCUAUAAAACAAAUUCGUAUUUAUAUAAAGUCUGAGAUGGACAGAUAACGUUAUUAAUCCGAUAAAUUAAUUUGCUUAUACGAUAUAUUUUGCAGAUGCAUUUGUAUGUUGUGAUGGAAUGUUUGCUAAUAUGUUGUUGAAGCACAUAAUCUGCGUGAUAUAUCAUUCCAAAUGUCCCAAACUUAUCAUCAAAUUUAGAAUGUCCCAAACUUGUGAUUAUUAUUUUAAAAUGAACACCAAAAGACAUGUUGUUAUAUGUAUUAUAUACACACACAUUACAUGCAUAAGCUUCUACUUCCCAACCAUUCCAUAAUCUUUGUUCUAUCCGGCCAAUCAAAAUGAGUGAUAAACUUAGACUAUCCGUCGGAAUUUUGGGAAACGGAGCUUCCUUGCUGCUCUAUACAGCUCCAGUAUUAACAUUUUCAAGGGUGUUUAAGAAGAAAAGCACAGAAGAAUUCUCAUGUCUUCCUUACGUUAUGACACUCUUCAACUGUCUGAUUUACACUUGGUACGGUUUACCGAUUGUGAGCCAUUGUUGGGAGAAUUUUCCUCUUGUGAGCAUUAAUGGAGUUGGCAUCGUUCUCGAAUCAAUCUUCAUCUUCGUAUAUUUCUGCUACGCGUCGCCCAAAGAAAAAGCAAUCUCAGCCGUGGUGUUUGAAGACCACCGUCACCGAAAAUCAUUCGUCGGAAGUGUUGGCCUCGUGGCUUCUAUCUCCAUGUAUGGUUCUCCUCUCAUUGUUAUGAAAAAAGUGAUAGAGACAAAAAGUGUGGAAUACAUGCCUUUUCACUUGUCAUUCUUUUCAUUUUUGGCUAGCUCCAUUUGGUUGGCAUAUGGUUUACUUAGCCAUGCGUUGCCUAAUAUGGUGGGGACUCCAUUGGGGAUUCUCCAACUUAUCAUCUACUUUAAGUACAAGAACAAAAAGGAAGCGCCAAUUACAACAACGGUGGUGGGCAAAUGGGACCAUGAGAAGAACAAGAGUAAACUCAAGCUUGUAGUCGACAUUGAUCAUGAUGCUGAUGCUGAUGACAAUGAGAAGAAGUUCAUGAAUGCAUGUUAGUUAGCUUUCAGCUUUAUGAGUUUUAACUUUCUUGGAUGUGUUUUCCUUCUCCAAAACUGUGUGUCUGUGUAUGAAUCCAUCCAGAAAUGUUAGGUCAACGUCAAGGUCUCGUGGGUUGUGCUUUCAUUACAUGAUGUUACAUCUCUAUUCUUGAUCAUGCGAAUAGAAACAACAAGAGUUUUUGUAUUCGACGACAAAGAUUCAUUGUGUCGACAAAAAGACAAAAGAAAAAGAUCGAUCUAUAGUCGAUGACUGAUACAAUUCAGAAUUAUUGAGUA
Molecule: messenger RNA, 4825 nt
Organism: Brassica rapa (field mustard)
Lineage: Eukaryota; Viridiplantae; Streptophyta; Magnoliopsida; Brassicales; Brassicaceae
Product: bidirectional sugar transporter SWEET3
Biological process (GO): carbohydrate transport
Cellular component (GO): membrane
Molecular function (GO): sugar transmembrane transporter activity
Source: RefSeq, a predicted model, not a curated record